Messenger RNA from Glossina fuscipes, 4689 nucleotides. RefSeq names its product nephrin (gene side-II). The record is from RefSeq and is a predicted model, not a curated record. Lineage: Eukaryota; Metazoa; Arthropoda; Insecta; Diptera; Glossinidae. Bases 1241 to 3748 code for a protein of 835 amino acids. The transcript has 18 exons.
AAAUAAAAUAAUUCAAUAGUGAUAAUUGGAAGAAAUAUAAUAAAAUAAUCAAUAAAAAAUUUACAAUGCGUGUUUCACUUUAAUCUUUAGUAAAGUGUUUACAAAAUAACUAACUCUUACUUUAAAAAUCAAAUAAAAAAUAUUUAUUUGUUAAUAACAAUUUUGUUCGUUUUAUUAAAGUUAAAUGUUUGCUAUUGUUGUCAUUUUUGGAUAAAUCGUUGCAAGUGUGCAAUGUGCUAAAGUAAGGAAAUUCGUAAAUACUCGUUACGUUCUUGUUUGCGAUUUUUAAGUAUUAACUAACGAUUCACGAUUGCUGUUGUUUUCUGUUUUAUGCACGCGCACACACAUAGGACUUUGUUGAUGUAUCGUGUUUCACAUUUGCCGGACUUCCUAUCUACAAUUUCUACACUUUAAGUUACGUGUUAACUAUAAAAAGAAGUGAAUGUUUUUACAAAAUAUAAUCAUAAAACUUAUAGUAAAAAAAAAAAAAACAAGAACACAAUAAAAAUGUAUAUUAAAAUUAAAAGUGAGAGAAAAUAAAAUGAAAGAAACAAAACGAAUUAACAUAUAUUCUAACGUACAAAGCAAUGUUUAAAAGCAAUUUAAGUUAGUCUUCAUCAUUCAUUUUUUUUUUUUUCUUUUUUUGCACAAACCAAAACUGUAAAGAAAGUUUGAAAUCAUUUAAAACUUUUACGACACAUCUUUAGAGAAAUAUAAGGGAAUAAAAGUAAACUUUUACGUAUAUACGUUUGAAAAGUACUUUGCACACACAUACAUGCAUUCAUAUCUUUAUUCGCACUUAUGAUGCAUGCGGCUGGCUUGGGGAAUCGGAAAAAGAAAAAGAGGGAUUUAAUACCUUAGAAAUCAUUCAAAGCCUAAUAAAACUACUUCAUAAAUCAAGCAAGAGAGUAAAGUAAUCGACUCAAAGAAAUUGAAGGAUUUACAACUUUCUUCAACUGAAUUACAGAUGUUUUCUUCAUUAUAUUCUUGUUCUGACAAAUGAGAAACUCGAACGAAGAAAAGAAGCUUCCAGUUGAAAAUAAUUGAAUUAAGACGUGAAGUGGAACAGAAGAGAAGAGUAAAUACAUGAGAAAUGUUCUAUAAAUUGUUUUUUUUUUUUUUUUUUUUCUUAUAUACAUAUAAAUAUAUAUAAAAUUACUCUCGUAUGAAAUCAAACUGAAAUAGUGACUAAAUUUAUUAUUAAAAGGAAAGAGAGAGAGAGUGAGUGCAGAAUAAUAAAAUGAAGUGCUAUAAAUGUCAACACUUAAUGCCAACAACGUGCUGUAGUUUAACCAUAGCAAGAAGAAACAAAAUCAAGACCAGAACUAAAUGCAGAGCCAAAACGAGAACGAGAACAACAUCAACAGCUAACGUUCGUGUUGCAGUCAGUCUAACAACGACCACCAGUAUAUUUAUGACUCUAUUAUUUCUAUUGUCAUGCUCGAGAAACGUAACAUUAGCCCGAUUGCAUUCCUCCUCUUCAACGUCUACGGUAGCCUUGCACGGCAUGAAUAGCGUUGGUAACGGCCCCGUAGUAGGUGUUGGCAACUCAUUAACCACUAAAGAUGCACACGUGAAGACAAAAGAUAUUGAUGCUGUCGAGGGCAAAUCUGUGUCACUACCAUGUCCCAUAUCGGCGCCGUUGGAUGAUGUUUAUAUGGUAUUGUGGUUUCGUGAUAAUGCCGGUAUACCAUUAUAUAGUUUUGAUGUGCGAGAUAAAAUGAACAGCGACCAAGCGCGGCAUUGGUCAGCACCAGAAGUGUUUGGAUCUCGUGCCAAAUUCCAUUUCGAUUCGCAGCCAGCCACACUGGAAAUUAAGGAUAUCAAACGUCAUGAUCAGGGGAUUUAUCGUUGCCGCAUUGAUUUUCGUACAAGUCAAACACAAAGCUUCCGUUUCAAUUUAUCUGUCAUAAUUCUUCCAGAGCAGCCCAUUAUAUUGGAUAGGUGGGGUCGUCAAUUAAAUGGUACAAAACUUGGGCCAAAACAGGAAGGCGAUGAUAUUGUUAUAACGUGUCGUGUGGUAGGAGGACGCCCUCAACCACAAGUGCGAUGGCUUGUAAAUGGACUUUUAGUCGACAAUCAAUACGAACACAAUUCCGGUGAUGUUAUUGAGAAUCGUUUGCUAUGGCCAUCGGUUCAACGUACUGAUUUAAAUUCGGUAUUCACAUGCCAGGCACUGAAUACGCAAUUAGAUAAACCCAAAGAGAAAAGUUUCAUAUUGGAUAUGCAUUUAAAACCGCUUGAAGUGAAAAUAAUUGAACCACCCAGCUCGAUGGUUGCCGAUAGACGUUAUGAAGUUACAUGUGAAUCAACGGGUUCUCGACCCAAUGCCAUUAUUACCUGGUAUAAAGGCAAACGUCAAUUGCGACGCACUAAAGAUGAAAUAUCGAAUAAUACCACGCGAUCCGAGUUAAGUUUUGUACCAACGACAGAUGAUGAUGGCAAAUCGAUAACUUGUCGAGCUGAAAAUCCGAAUGUUAACGGCUUAUAUUUAGAGACCAUGUGGAAAUUAAACGUAGUAUAUCCACCUUUAGUUACCCUACGUUUAGGCUCGACAUUAUCCCCGGACGAUAUUAAAGAAGGCGAUGAUGUGUAUUUUGAAUGUCAUGUACAAUCAAAUCCUCAAUGGCGGAAACUCUUAUGGUUACAUAAUGGUAUUCACCUGGAGCAUAACACAUCAGCGCGCGUAAUACGUUCUAAUCAGAGUUUGGUGUUGCAAAAAAUAACGAAACACUAUGCAGGAAAUUAUGCAUGCAGCGCCAUAAAUGAUGAAGGAGAAACUGUCAGCAACCAACUGCCGUUACGUGUUAAAUACACACCAAUUUGCAAACAUUUAGAUCGUGUCAUCUUAAUUGGUGCCUCAAAGGAUGAAACUGUCGAAGUUGCGUGUGAAAUUCAAGCGGAUCCACCACCCAGAACAUUUCGUUGGAAGUUCAAUAACUCUGGUGAAACCUUAGAUGUGGGCAGCGAACGUUUUAGUGUAAAUGGUAGUCGUAGUAUUUUGAAAUAUACGCCGGUAACAGAUCAAGACUAUGGCACGUUAUCAUGUUGGGCGUCAAAUGAAGUGGGAACGCAAAAUCAACCGUGUCUCUUUCAAGUAGUUCUAGCAGCUUUACCAAAUGCCGUUAGUAAUUGCACAAUCUUCAAUCGUACGGAGUUAAGUGUUGAUAUACAAUGCAUACCUGGCUAUGAUGGCGGUCUACCGCAAAUAUUUGUUUUAGAAAUGUUUUCAACCCGCUCUGGCAUCACCAGAUUUAAUAUAACGAACACUGAGGAGCCUCAAUUCUCUUUGGAAAAUUUAGAUACAUUAACUUCAAUAAUGACGCAAGAAAAUAAUUCAUUAAAAUUGCGAAUUUAUGCAUUUAAUCAAAAAGGACGUAGUGCAUCUUACUCACUGCCUGAUUUUAGUAUUGGUUCGACGGCAUUUCGUACGGACGAUGACGUUUCAUUGACAUUAUCCCCUGUCAUUGUCGGGAGUGUUUUAACAAUUGUAAUUAUUAGUUUGGCCGUCGCUCUAAAGAUAUUCAUGAUGACAUUUUUACACAAUUUGCGACGCAAUCGUCAACAUGGCACCAAAGCAACCGCUACAGCAGUAGUGACACAAACUGGUGAUGUUUACAAGGGUGGUGUUGGUAUUGAAAAACCAAGAUGGCAACAUACUGAUAUUAAAUCAAAGUCAUCAGAAGACUUAGUCGAAGAUGAACGUGAUCCUGACGUUAUCCCAUCACAGUAUGGUAAGCUCUUUUAAUUUGUUGGCCAUAUUCUAGCACAGAACUGCAUACAUUUUUUGUCUUGCCUUGCGUACCGAAUUAUUAUUAAUUAAUAAUGGCAUUAAAAUAAUGAAGAAAACAAGAAAAUGAAAUCGGGAAACUAUCCCAAACAGAGAGAGAGAGAGAGCAAGAGAGACGAUGUUCGAGUAUUUUGUAAUAGCGUUCAUUGAAUUGUCUCCAACAGCUUAUUGGUUUUGUUUUUCGUAUUUGCUUUAUAGCUUAAUGAAUGGAAGCAAACCUUUUUGUUAAUACAAAGUAUAAGAGAAAAUCCGAAUCAAUAUUCUUGAACACCAUCAUGUAAUGUAUGAUGACUUCAAAAGUUCGUAGGUGUGAUUCUUGAAUAGCAGAACCUGUCAACAUUUCAUUUCUACCAUUAAUUUACAACCUAUUGCUACACGUAAGCUACACACGAAUAUCAGAUUUCCCCAUUGUUUUACAAGAACAAAAGGGGUUUUACGAGACCUACCGAGUACCUACGGAUUCUUUACUUGAUUGUGAAAGCAGUGUCGACAUCUUUUGUAUUUUGCACCGAUGGUAGCAUACACUCUACACAAGUUUUUUAAAACGCUUACUUUUUGUAUAUAUGGGGAUAUUAAAUCUUUCCCCUAGUACACGAACAGAGUCCAUUCUGUAAGUAAUUAAAGUACUUAAGUGCAUUUUAUUGUAGUUUAUAUUUGUGCGGGGGCCGAGGAUAAAUUAUGAUAACUGAAAGAGAAGCAUUCGCAAUUUAUGUCUCUGUCAUUUUAAUGAACGCAAGACUCCAGAUCAAUUUCUAUUUAUUUGUCCAUUCAGGCCGCAAUACAUGAUACCGUGAUACAUAAUAAAUAUCUCUCUAAAAAGGUAUAUGCUAAUGUAUUUAUUGAGCUGCCACAACGGUUCAAGCAAGCGUGUGAAAAAUACAGAUCAAAAUUCAUCUCAG